CAGUUUCUGCCAUUCUCGGAAUCAAGUCAUUGUGGUGUUUUCAGUUGAUCUUCUUUGUCGAGUUUGUCUGAUCCAUGGCAGCCAUACUUGAAUCCUUGCUUGGAUCAUGUGCCAGUAAGUUGCAAAAUAUCGUUACAGAUGAGGCCAUACUAAUCCUUGGGGUGGAAGAAGAGUUUAGAGAAGUCCUGCGACGAGUACAGCUGAUACAAUGUUGCAUAUAUGAUGCUGAGAAAAGGAGGACAAAAGAGCUAGCAGUAAACAAUUGGCUUGGUCAACUGAGAGAUGUUAUAUAUGAUGUUGAUGAAAUCCUGGACGUGGCUAGGUGUAAAGGAAGCAAGUUACUUCCAGACGAUCCUUCUUCAUCAUCAUCAAGCAAAUCGGCUGCAUGUAAAGGCCUCUCAGUUUCCUCUUGCUUUUGUACCAUCUGGUCACGUCGUGAUGUUGCUGUUCGGGUUAGAAGCCUCAACAAACAAAUAGAGAACAUUAUAAAGGACACAGUAUUCUUAACACUCAACACGAGUAUACAUCCUACCAGAAAUAGUCCAACAUCCAAACUGAUAAGAAGCUCCAACCUUGUUGAGCCCAACCUUGUGGGGAAGGAGAUCAAAUAUGCUAGCAGGAAGCUGGUGGACUUGGUUGUUGCACACAAGGAAAGUAAGUCUUACAAGCUUGCUAUUGUUGGAACAGGAGGAGUUGGCAAGACAACACUAGCUCAGAAAAUAUACAAUAACCAAAAAGUUAAAGGAAGCUUCAAGAUGCAAGCAUGGAUUUGUGUUUCACAAGACUACAAUGAAGUAACUCUUCUGAAAGAGGUUCUCCGGAACAUUGGUGUGCAUCAUGAGCAAGGUGAAACCAUAACAGAGCUCCAGAGGAAGCUUGCAGAAACAAUUGAAGGGAAGAGUUUCUUUCUGGUUCUAGAUGAUGUGUGGCACUCCAAUGUAUGGACGGAUUUAUUAAGGCCUGCAUUACAUGAAACAAAAUCCGGAGUAAUAUUGGUAACCACACGAGAUGAUCAAAUUACAAGGAGAAUAGGUGUAGAGCAUACCCACCGCGUUGAUCUCAUGUCAGCAGAGGUGGGAUGGGAGCUACUUUGGAAGAGCAUGAACAUUGAGGAAGAGAAAGAAGUGCAGAAUUUAAGAAACAUGGGGAUUGAGAUUGUUCGUAAAUGUGGUCACCUCCCUCUUGCAAUCAAGGUUACCGCUAGUGCUUUGGCAACCAGAGAUCUAAUGGAGAAUGAGUGGAAAAAUUAUUUGGGCAAAUAUGCUGGUUCUCAGAGCAUGCUCUCUGAUGAAAUAGAAGGAGCUCUGUAUCUAAGCUAUGAUGAGUUGCCGCAUCGUCUGAAACAGUUUGAAGGAGACCACCCGCCUGAAGGAGCUCAAAUUAAUUGGUACAAACAGCUUGAAGGCCGUGGAGCACCUCCCGUUGCUCUCUGA
Messenger RNA from Hordeum vulgare subsp. vulgare (domesticated barley), 1433 nucleotides. Its product is annotated as putative disease resistance protein RGA1. Bases 75 to 1433 code for a protein of 452 amino acids. The transcript is spliced from 3 exons. The record is from RefSeq and is a predicted model, not a curated record. NCBI's taxonomy places the organism in Eukaryota, Viridiplantae, Streptophyta, Magnoliopsida, Poales, Poaceae. Gene Ontology annotation, molecular function: ADP binding. Gene Ontology annotation, biological process: defense response to other organism.